CUCCUCCACAGCUUCAAGACGAGUAAGGGCGUUGGGUACUCAGCACACUUCGUGGGUAACUGCCUCGUGCUCACCUCCCUCAAGAUCAAGGGCAAGGGUUACCAGCACUGCAUCAAGUAUGAAUUCCAACCCAGGAAGUGGUACAUGGUGGCGGUGGUGUACAUCUACAACAGGUGGAGCAAGAGUGAGAUCAAAGUUUUCGUCAAUGGUCAGCUCGCCUCAGCCACCGAGAUGACCUGGCUCGUCUCCACCAAUGACACAUGGGACAAGUGUUACAUCGGGGCGACGCCGGAGCUGGAUGAAGAGCGGGUGUUCUGUGGUCAGAUGAGCGCGGUCUACCUGUUCUCUGAGGCUCUCACUGCCCACCAGGUGUGCGCCAUGCAUCGCCUCGGACCCGGGUAUAAGAGUCAGUUCCGGUUUGACAAUGAAAGUUACCUUCAACUACCAGAAAACCACAAGAGGGUAUUGUAUGAUGGCAAACUUGCAGCUGCGAUUGUAUUUAUGUAUAAUCCAGUGGCCACGGACUCUCAACUCUGUCUACAGUCUGCCCCAAAGGGUAACCCGUCCUUUUUCGUCCACAACCCCCACGCACUCAUGCUUCAGGAUGUGAAAGCUGUGGUGACUCACAGCAUCCACAGUACUCUGAACAGCAUGGGUGGUAUCCAGGUGCUCUUUCCACUGUUUCAACAGCUUGACCUGCCUCAUGACACACCCCCAGCCAUCAAUGAUUACUACAACACCAACAAAGACCCCUCACUAGGUUCCACCUUGGUUGGGUUCAUCUGUGAGAUGGUUGAAAGCUGCAACACAGUUCAGCAACACAUGGUUCAGAAUCGGGGGUUUCUGGUGAUCUCUCACCUACUUCACCGUGCAUCACGACAUCAUGUUACUAUGGACGUUCUUACUGCCUUCCUCAAGUUAACGAAGUUCCUUGUUACAUGUCCAAAUUCAAACUCCGAUUUACUGUUGAAGCAGCUCCUGGAUCACAUUCUGUUCAACCCAUCACUGUGGAUCUACUCUCCGGUGGCAGUUCAAAUGCGACUCUACACCUACUUGGCCACAGAGUUCCUGUCUGAUGCACAGAUUUAUGGUUCAGUCCGUAGAGUUUCCACAGUAUUGCAAACAAUGCACACACUCAAGUACUACUAUUGGGUAGUUAAUCCCAGGGAUAAGAGUGGAAUAAACCCAAAAGGUCUUGAUGGUCCACGACCCAGUGACAAGGACAUUGUCAGUCUACGUGCAUACAUGCUGCUAUUUCUCAAACAGCUGAUCAUGAUUGGCAAUGGUGUCAAGGAGGAUGAGUUGCAGGCAAUUCUUAAUUUUCUCUCCACCAUGCAUGAGGAUGAGAACCUGCAUGAUGUGCUACAGAUGCUCAUGUCACUCAUGUCAGAACACCCAUCCUCCAUGGUCCCAGCUUUUGAUGCCAAACAUGGGGUUCGCACAGUCUUCAAACUCUUGGCCUCAGAGAGUCAAUUGAUUCGCCUUCAGGCCCUCAAGCUGCUUGGCUACUUUCUCUCAAGAUCCACUCACAAGCGCAAGUACGACGUCAUGAACCCCCACAACCUGUACACACUUCUUGCUGAGAGGCUCCUGGUCCAUGAGGAAACGCUCACCCUGUCAACCUACAAUUGUCUCUAUGAGAUCCUGACAGAGCACAUCAGCCAACAAGUGAUAUACUGCAAACAUCCCGAACCAGAAUCACACUACCAGUUAGAAAACCCAAUGAUCCUAAAGGUUUGUGCCACAUUAAUACGACAGAGCAAACCAUCGGACAGUUUGAUGGAAGUAAAAAAAUUGUUCCUCUCAGACAUGACGCUACUCUGUAACAACAACCGUGACAAUCGUAGAACUGUUCUACAAAUGUCAGUGUGGCAGGAAUGGUUGAUUGCCUUAGCAUAUAUUCAUCCAAGAUCAACAGAGGAACAAAAGAUUAGUGACAUGGUUUACUCGCUCUUCCGAAUGCUUCUUCACCAUGCAAUCAAGUUUGAAUAUGGUGGCUGGAGGGUGUGGGUUGAUACCUUGGCCAUCGUCCAUUCAAAGGUUUCAUAUGAAGAAUUCAAGCUUCAGUUUGCUCAAAUGUAUGAACAAUAUGAGCGUCAUCGAUCUGACAACAUCACAGACCCAGCAAUCCGGCAGCAACGUCCCAUUUCAACAAUCUCAGGGUGGGAUCAAGCUGCAAGCAGACAAUAUUAUGUCAACACAGAGAUGUACCGUAAUGGACCUGGAUCAGAGAUUGAAGCUGAAAAGAUGCCAACUAUUGAAAAUGGGAAGAUGUCAGACACACCAGAACCUGUUCAUGAGCUUCCGAAAGAUGCAGAAAUUGAACCAGUGUUGAAGGAGGAGGCUCAUGGGAAGAGAGAAGAUAUUGAAAAUCAUGAACAACUGCACAAAGAAUCAAGUGAAGGAAGGGAAACAAUAGAAGAAAAAGUUAUGGGAUAUGAAUUAAGAGAGACAACAAGAGAACCUGCUCUUCAGAAGGUAGAUCAGAAUAUUGAAGAGACAAAGAAAGUUGAGGAAGAAGACUUGUCUGUUCAUCACACAGAAAUAAUUGCCAACAUUGGUUUAAAACCAACAGAUGCCAGUGAUCUGUCUGCAAAAGCUGAUGAAGACAGAAUUACUAUUGACCAUCAAGAGAGUACAAAAAGUAUAGAAGUAAUGAAUAGUAGCAGUGUGGAGGUUGUGGAUAAUAAAGCAUUGGAUAAUAAAACCAUAGAAGAAUGUGGAGAGAAAACAGAAAAGGAAAUAAUCAAAAGGGAAGAGAUUGAUAAGCCUGAAAAGGAACAGGAGAGUGUAAAGAUUGAAGAUAUAGCUAAAGAAAAAGAUGGUGAUACUCCAAAGAAAGGAGAAAGCAGUAAAAUUGACGAUGAUAAUAAGUCAGACGAAGAAGAAAAGAAGGAUGAGGAUAAGAAGGAAGCAUCUGAUGAGGAAAACUCUGAUUUAACCACUCUUUCUUCUACAGAGGUGACACAGGAGCUGGAGCCUGAAGGUAAAACAGAUUUGCAUGUUGAUGAGAGCAGUGAAUCCUCUGGAGAAAGCAAUAAAAUUACCGACACACAAAAGGAAGAAACCAAAGGAGAUAGCACAGUGGAAGUUGAAAUGACCAAUUUGAAACAUGAGGAAAAGAGAGAAGAGGUAAAGGAAUGUACUGGUGAGACUGAAGAAAGUGACGAGAAAAGUGUUUGUAGUAAAGAAAAAACAGAUGAAGUGGACACAAAAGAAACGUCAGUGGAACAAGGGUCAGGGUUAGGAGAGGUAGCCAUCCCUGCUCCACCACCACAAGAGAUGAUUGCAACCAUCUCGGGGAGCCUCCAUGAAAAGGACAAAUGUGAGAAGGAAAGGGAGGCUAAGGUAAUUGAUGAGGAAGAUAUGCCAGUUAGUGAUGUGAUAACUAAUAUUUCUGUGAAAAAGGAAGAUGUCUGUGAUGUUGGGCACAGUCAGUUACAACCUACUAUAAGUGAAGUUCAAAAUAUUUCUGUUUUAGAGGGCAAAAAUCAAGAACAGGAAAUUAAAGUUGAGACAAGCAUAGCACCAGAAAAAUUGGAAACAGAACAAGUAAGCAGUAGCAUAGAACAGCCCUUUAUAGGUACAAGUGAUGAUAUUGUUGUAAGUGAAGCACCAGUGUCAAGUGUGUCAACGUCAGAUAUUAGUACGCUAGAAUUGUCUGUUUCUGAUGGUGUAAUAACCCAACCUAUUCAAGCCUGUGAUAAUGUACAAACAACUGCUACUUCUGCCUCUUUCCCACCAGCUUCUAGUCCUGUUAGUAGUGCUGUUCAAACUCCUAAAAAAGACUCAUUAACUAAAAGUACCAGUCAGAACUUGCCUGAAGAUACACCAGAACAGACCAGCACAGAAGUACAAGCGUCAAACACAGAAGUACAAGACUCCUCUACUACUGAGGUACAAUCAUCUAAGACCGAGGUUCAGGUUCAAAGUUCCACAAGUAAAGAAGAAACUUGUUCUCUUACUCUAGAGGACCGAGGAUCUCCAAUGAAAGUAGACCCCAAACCAGAAGUUGAAGUUACUUCUAAGGUUGAGACGUUAAAUACCUCAAGUACAGAACAGGUGACAGAGAAGCCAGAAUGCAGUAAAUCUCCACCAAAUUCAGAACUGGAGGCUACCACCACCAUAAGUACAGAAGUAGCAGUAGAGUCAUUGUCAUUACCCAAGGAAUUUUUUAUUUCAAAUUCCAGAGACAAACCCAAAGACCAAGAGUCACAAACUGAAGAAGUUGGGGAUGAUGACCUCAGUAAAGUUGAAACUGAAUACAACCCUGAGGUGAAAGUUGAAGAUACCAUUUCUUGUGGAAUGGUGGACAGUGCCCUUUCAUGUGGACAGGUGGACAGUGCCCUUUCAUGUGGACACGUGGACAGUGCCCUUUCAUGUGGACACGUGGACAGUGCCCUUUCAUGUACACAGGUGGACAGUGCUCUUUCAUGUGGACAGGUGGAAGAUGUACUUUCUUGUGGACAACAGAUAGACAAGGAGGAAGAGGAGAAAGUUCUAGAUGUAGAGGAGACUGUUAAAAUUAAUGAUGGGGUAGACUUAACAAAAGACCAAGCAGACUUGGGGUUAAGGAGGCAUGGAAUAUCUCUCACUGGUCAGAGUACUCUGGAGAGAGAAAAGGACAGACAAAGUGAUUCAGAGCGUAAGUCUGCAUCUGUUUCAAGAAGUUCCUCUAUUGGAUCCUCCCAGUCGCACUCCCGUCAAAUAUUUUCAUCAGGACCAACGCGGCCGCCUUUUCGGAUCCCUGAAUUUCGGUGGUCCUACAUCCAUCAAAGACUUCUAUCAGAUGUUCUAUUUUCUUUAGAAACUGACAUGCAAGUAUGGAGGAGCCAUUCUACAAAAAGUGUGUUGGACUUUGUGAACAACAGUGAAAAUGCCAUCUUUGUUGUCAACACAGUCCAUCUCAUCUCACAACUGGCAGAUAACCUCAUUAUUGCAUGUGGAGGUUUAUUACCUCUAUUGGCUUCUGCUACCUCACCCAAUAAUGAAUUGGAUGUCUUGGAGCCCACACAGGGAAUGGGAGUGGAAGUUGCCGUGUCAUUUCUGCACCGAUUAGUAAAUAUGGCAGAUGUUCUUGUGUUUGCUUCUUCACUCAACUUUUCUGAGUUGGAAGCAGAGAAAAACAUGUCGAGUGGAGGAAUCCUUAGACAGUGUUUACGCUUGGUUUGCACUGUGGCUGUGAGAAAUUGUCUUGAAUGUCGUGAACGGACGCGACUUCAAGAUGUAAAUGGUGCUGGUGGUAAUGGCAUCAAACCUAUCAACAAGUCGAGACACAUUCACUCUCUUAUAAGAGGUGCUCAGGCCUCGCCAAAGAAUAUUGUUGAGAAUCUGGGCACGCAGAACAGCCCUGUGAGAGAUCCCGAGAAACUCCUCCAAGACAUGGAUGUCAACAGAUUAAGAGCUGUUAUAUACCGUGAUGUGGAGGAAACCAAACAAGCACAGUUUUUGUCGUUAGCAAUUGUUUACUUUAUAUCUGUGUUAAUGGUGUCAAAGUACCGAGAUAUUCUUGAACCUCCCACGAACCCGCCCUCCUCACCGCCACCUCCGCCACAGGCUGCUCACACCAAUGGUGCAUUUACACAGCACCAUUUCUCAGGUACAGAACGCUCUGGGGAAGUUGAUGAAGAUGGAGAAUACGAAGUCAUCGUUGUUGAUCAACACAACUCCUCCAUCCUCGCUUCUGAACAUUGUUCCACUGCCUCCUCUGGUCCACCCUCCCUCAAGUCUAACCACACUCUAGGAACUGGCCCUGUCCCUAAGUAUGGUUGUAAUGCCUAUGGAGCUAAGGUUUCUAAACCAGUAGCUCGCAACAACAUGAUAAACCCUAAGGGAUCUGAGGUUGGUGAGGCGGGCAGUGACGUAGGCUCAGGAGCUGUCAGCCUCAAUGAGGAACAAAACUCACAGCCAACUGAUGAUGCAUGGACAGAUGUCAACCUCAAUGAUGGAACACCUGAUGAGAUUGAUGCAAAAUCUCAAAAGUCUGUGUAUGGUGUGCCAGAGACUGGUGAGAUGCCACAGCUACAAACACAACCAUUGCCUACCCAACAGUCCCAAUCACAAUCACAGCAGCUAUCACAACCUCAAUCCUUAUCACAGCCAGACCCUCAGCAACAGCUCUCUGGUGGCCAAAUCUCUGUACUUUCUUCUCCGUCCAACAUGCCUGAUCCAGUAACUUCUACUGUAAAGCACCACCGACCAGAGGACCUCAACAUCAAGCCUUUCCUUCACUCUGACCUUCCCAUCCCAACGCCGUCUCGUGAAGCAUCUCUCACACAGAAGCUGGAGAUGGCACUGGGGUCUGUGUCCCCACUCCUGCGGGAGAUAAUGGUGGAUUUUGCUCCUUUUCUCUCAAAGACCCUUGUGGGUUCCCAUGGGCAGGAGCUUCUCAUGGAAGGUAAAGGACUAAUGACCUUCAAGCACAGUCAAAGUGUAGUGGAACUUGUGAUGUUGCUGUGCUCACAGGAGUGGCAAAACUCUCUCCAGAAACAUGCAGGACUUGCCUUCAUCGAGUUAAUUAAUGAGGGAAGACUUCUAUCACACGCCAUGAAGGACCACAUAGUGCGAGUGGCAAAUGAAGCUGAAUUUAUCCUCAACCGAAUGAGAGCUGAUGAUGUGCUCAAGCAUGCUGAGUUUGAGUCUUUAUGUGCCACAACGGUCUUGGAACGUCGUGAGGAGGAGAAGAUGUGUGACCACUUGAUCACAGCUGCACGUAGAAGAGACAACGUUGUAGCUGCACGUAUCUUGGACAAAAUUACCAAUAUUUUAUCAAACAAACAUGGGGCAUGGGGCAUUGCCAUUCAAGUACUAAACAAAAUUGCACCACCUCAGUUCUGGAAGCUAGACUCGUGGGAAGACGACUCACGACGGAGAAAACGUUUUGUGCCAAACCCUCUUGGUUCCUCCCAUCCUGAAGCUACACUGAAGGCUGCUAUUGAACAUGGAGCUCCUGAAGAUGCCAUCCUUCAAGCCAGAGAAGAAUUUCAUGCCCAACUUGCAGCUCAGAGAAGGUCCUUACAACAGCCCCUGCAAUCACCAGACCUUUUGGAUGACUCAGAACUUACUACUGAUGACCGUGAUCUUGAUGCUGAUGUAACAGGAAUGGUGAAUAUGAGCACCAGAGCACGUCUUGUUGCUCCUGGCUUGAUGGUACCCGGCACUGUCUCCAUCACAGCAGCGGAACUCUACUUUGAAGUGGACGAAGAGGACCCAGAGUUUAGAAAAGCAGAUCCAGAGGUAACUUACUGGCCAUUCAGUGGUUGGUCUGUCUUGUGUUAG
Messenger RNA from Homarus americanus (American lobster), 7278 nucleotides. Its product is annotated as neurobeachin-like. The record is from RefSeq and is a predicted model, not a curated record. Gene Ontology annotation, molecular function: protein kinase binding. Gene Ontology annotation, cellular component: membrane; cytosol. Lineage: Eukaryota; Metazoa; Arthropoda; Malacostraca; Decapoda; Nephropidae. Gene Ontology annotation, biological process: intracellular protein localization. The transcript has 33 exons. The annotation marks the transcript as partial.